Messenger RNA from Entamoeba invadens IP1, 837 nucleotides. Its product is annotated as transmembrane protein. The record is from RefSeq and is a predicted model, not a curated record. The transcript has a single exon. The annotation marks the transcript as partial. Gene Ontology annotation, cellular component: membrane; endomembrane system. Lineage: Eukaryota; Evosea; Mastigamoebida; Endamoebidae.
GUUUACGCUACUGUGACGGCGUAUGAGAGGAGCGGGUUACUAGAAAAGGGCGAUGUAGAGGAAACGAAGAGAGUUUAUUAUGAGACUAACAAGGGACUUCUAUGUAUAACGGCGGUGGUGACUGUGUUACAUUCUCUAUUUGAAGUUAUGGCAUAUACAAAUGAGAUUGAGUUUUGGAGAGGAAAAGAUCACUAUGUAGGCGUAUCUACAAAAAGUGUCAUAUUAGAAUUAGUUGGGCAAAUUAUAAUUUUUCUAUAUCUCAAGAAUAGUGAUGCGAGUCUCUUGAUUUUAAUAUUUUCGUUUAUUGGCGUGGUUGUCAAUCUCUACAAGAUUUCUAAAGUGUUUGAUUUCUUUUCAUUUGGAAAACAAAAAGGUCGGAACGAAGCGAAUCAAGAUGAAAUGACAAAAACGAAAGAAUAUGACAAUAUUGCUUUGUUCUGGGUUGGUGUUAUUUGUGGACCUAUUUUUGUGUUAUAUACACUUUAUAUGAUUUUAACAAACGAAAUUAAUGAUAUCUAUUCUUUUGUUAUUAGUAUAUUAGCCGGUUUAGUUUAUACCUUUGGAUUUGUCCAAAUGAUGCCACAACUAUUUAUUAAUUAUAAAAUGAAAUCAGUUGCUAAUAUGCCUUGGAAAGUAUUUUUAUAUAAAUUUUUAAAUACUAUUGUCGACGAUCUGUUCUCUUUUGUUGUCAAAAUGCCAACUUUACACAGAAUCUCGUGUUUUAGAGAUGACUUGAUUUUUGUGGCUUAUUUGUACCAAAGAAAAAUCUAUCCAGUCGACGAUAUGAGAAUGGACGCGUUAAGGUGGGAAGACGCAGACAAAACGAAAAUUGAUUGA